Abrus precatorius (Indian licorice) is the source of this 3073-nucleotide messenger RNA. RefSeq names its product protein MICRORCHIDIA 7-like. NCBI's taxonomy places the organism in Eukaryota, Viridiplantae, Streptophyta, Magnoliopsida, Fabales, Fabaceae. The transcript is spliced from 20 exons. The coding region runs from base 259 to 2718 and encodes 819 amino acids. Gene Ontology annotation, cellular component: nucleus. Gene Ontology annotation, molecular function: ATP hydrolysis activity. The record is from RefSeq and is a predicted model, not a curated record.
GAUUUAAAUUGAAGCGUUGGGUGCACCGUAUUUUCCUCGAUUCGAAGGAUCAAGCCGAGAGGCCCGUCUUUUGCUCCUUUUCUUUUACCAACGACGAGACUAACCCCUUUUGUUCAACCAUUGCAUCAACCUCACUCCAUUUUCCUUUCACUUUUAAAACCUCUGAGAAUUUCCUUUCCUUCGUUUGUUCUUUCUGUCUCUAUAAUCUGUACAAAACUGAAUCUGUUGAAUCUUUAUUUAAUCUUUUUCGUUUUUGCUAUGGAUGCUUGUGUCAAACAAGAAGUCUUCGACACUCCGACGAAUGUGUCCGAGCGGAGGCAGAGAAACGGUGCCGUUUCAGAGCCCCCUCCCGAGUCGGUUAUCGAACUCAGCAGCAGCAGCAGCGAUUCCGAUUCCGAAGGCGAUUUCGACAGCGAGAUCGCCGGCUUGGUCGAACGCGCCGCUUCAGGAGAGAGUCCUUGGAAGAAGCGCAAGACUGAGGAUGUUGGAGGAGUGGUUUUGCCGGUUGGGUUCCUCAGCCCUCUCCCUCCGGCGCCGCCGCAGCCGGCGGCGGAGGACGCAGUGCUAUCCUUGCCGGCGCCGGAAUGGGCUUCGAAUUCUGCGUUGCGUUUGAGUGUGCAAAGCUGUAAGCAGUUCUGGAAGGCUGGAGAUUACGAUGGUGCUCCUAGUGGUCUUAGUGAAUCUUCAACCGUUGGUAUGGAUCAUGUCAGGGUUCACCCCAAAUUUUUACACUCUAAUGCCACAAGUCAUAAGUGGGCUCUUGGAGCUUUUGCUGAGCUUUUGGACAAUUCGUUGGAUGAGGUUUGUAAUGGGGCCACAUAUGUUAAUGUAGAUAUGCUUGUAAAUAAGAAAGAUGGCACCAGGAUGUUGCUGAUUGAAGAUAAUGGUGGUGGGAUGGAUCCUGAUAAAAUGCGUCAAUGCAUGUCGCUGGGGUAUUCUGUGAAAAGCAAAUUGGCAAAUACAAUUGGACAAUAUGGAAAUGGCUUUAAAACAAGUACUAUGAGGCUAGGUGCUGAUGUAAUUGUAUUCUCCCGUAAUCAAGGGAAAGAUGGGAAGAGCUCUACACAAAGCAUAGGCUUGUUGUCUUACACAUUUUUGAGGAAUACUGGGAAGGAAGAUAUUGUAGUACCCAUGCUGGACUAUGAAAGAGGACAAGUGGAAUAUCAGAAGAUAAUACGAACUUCGUUGGAUGAUUGGAAUAAAAAUGUGGAAACAAUAGUACAAUGGUCACCAUUUUCCAGUGAGGCUGAUCUUCUCCGUCAGUUCAAUUUGAUGAAAGAUCAUGGUACACGAGUCAUAAUAUACAAUCUUUGGGAGGAUGACCAAGGUCAGCUGGAACUUGAUUUUGAUGCAGACCCACAUGAUAUCCAAAUAAGAGGUGUAAAUCGAGACGAGAAGAAUAUACAGAUGGCAAAAGAGUUUCCCAACUCCAGACACUUCCUGACUUAUCGCCAUUCACUAAGGAGUUAUGCCUCAAUUUUAUAUCUGAGGCUUCCUCCUGGCUUCCGAAUUAUUCUUCGAGGGAAAGAUAUUUUGCAUCACAAUAUAGUGAAUGAUAUGAUGAUGUCUCAGGAGGUGACCUACAGGCCUCAAUCUGGCAUUGAUGGAAUUCCAAAGGAUACAAAUAUGGUCGCCAUUGUUACUAUUGGAUUUGUCAAGGAUGCUGUUCACCAUAUUGAUGUUUCUGGGUUUAAUGUUUACCAUAAGAAUCGACUCAUUAAGCCGUUCUGGAGGAUCUGGAAUCCAGCAGGAAGUGGAGGGCGUGGGGUCAUAGGUGUGUUGGAAGCCAAUUUUGUUGAACCUGCGCACGAUAAGCAAGGCUUUGAGCGUACACUAGUUUUAUCGAGACUAGAGUCACGGUUGAUACAAAUGCAGAAGAGUUAUUGGAGCUCUCACUGCCAUAAAAUUGGUUAUGCUUCCAAUCGAAGUAAAAAGAAAAUACGAGAUUCAGCUGAGACAUCUCCUGAUGUUGUUCCAGAAUCAUCACAAUCAAAAAGAAAGCCUUCUACCAUGGAAGGCAAAGCAACACCGUUGACAUCAGACAAAUUAGAUUCACACUCGAAUCAGAAACGGAUUCGGAAACAAACAGAAAGAUAUAGUCCUUACUCAAAUGGUCAGUUAUCAAACUCUCAACGUAGGAUGCGAAGUCCAUCGGAACAAUCAACGUCAUCAGAUGAGGACAGCGAUCAAAUUAACAUUGUCUUGCCUAAGAAACAAGGUCAAAAGGUAUCUAUGGCUAAAAAAUCAUUUGAAAAUGAGAAUGAACGUUUUCAAGAUACUACAUCAAGUGGAAAAGCCUUACGAUCUUUACAAGGAUCGAAGCUAAAGGGAAAAAAUGUAAACGAUGGUGAGCAACCGCUAUUUGACUCUGAUAUAUUGACUCUAGAGAAAUUGAAAAAAGAGAAUCGUGAGUUGAAGGAAAGACUACAGAGGAAGGAGGGAGAAAUUUUAGGGGAAGUACUACAGGAUUUGAAGCACGAGAAAGACAGGUGCACAUCUCUUGAAGCUCAGCUCCAUGCUGCGGAGAAAAAGAUUGAAGAAUUAAACAAGGAUCAAGAAACUCUUAUUGAUGUAUUUUCUGAAGAGAGGGAUAGACGUGAUACUGAAGAGAAAAACUUGAGAAAGAGACUCCAGGACGCAUCAAACACCAUCCAAGAGCUGCUUGACAAGGUACGGUUACUUGAAAGGAAGGCUUCAAGCGGCAAAGUAGAUCGAUGAAAGCCUGGUUUCUACAUUUUGUGUGCUUAUGAGUGUUGCAUGUACGUGGCAUUGGGUGGCUAUGCUUUUUGUGUGGGCUGGUUUAAUGUUGUAGGAAGUUCCUAACUUAGGAGGUAGGAUAUAAGACCCAUUCAUUGUUUGUAUAGUUUUAUAGCUGACUUUUAUUGAUAUUAAAUUCUGGCCCGGUGCUGAGGGAAGACAUCGUGACUAGGUAUGCUAAUAAAUUCUUAAUCCGUGGAUCCUUGUUUCACCCUCACCCCUCUUCGAUAUUGCUUUCAGUGUGUUUGGCCUUUUUUUUGUUUAUUGUUUUUCCUAUUUGCAAACAAAAAAAUUAUGGAUAAAUAAUCUUUUUGUU